This is a messenger RNA of Emiliania huxleyi CCMP1516, 3914 nucleotides long. RefSeq names its product ubiquitin protein ligase. Gene Ontology annotation, molecular function: ubiquitin-protein transferase activity. Bases 694 to 3603 code for a protein of 969 amino acids. The record is from RefSeq and is a predicted model, not a curated record. NCBI's taxonomy places the organism in Eukaryota, Haptophyta, Isochrysidales, Noelaerhabdaceae. The transcript has 2 exons.
GUGCACCUCGACGCCGCCGCCGCGUGGCUUGCGGAGCACGGCGCGGAGGCGGAGGCGGAUGUCGAGGCGGAGGAGGCGGCCGCCGACGGGGCCGGCGCGGUGGCCAACCUCGGGCGCCGCCCGACCGAGGGCGUGGGUAGCGACGGGGUGGACACGGGCCGGCAGAGUGGCGCGUCCGCGUCGUCGCCGCGGGGCAGCUGCAACGGGGCCGACGUGUCGCUCUCGCAGCGGAGCAGCGAGGAGGGCGUCUCGCGCACGGUGAGCUUCACGCCGCAGGCGGAGAGCAGCUACCGGCUGCUCUCCCCCUCCACCGGCAGCCAGGAGGUGCUGCACGCGGACGCCGACAGCGGCGAGGGCAACAUCGCCGACAGCUGGACGCUGCAGGACGAGUUCCAGAGCGCCACGCCGCCCGAGGCCCGCCCGUACAGCUCCGAGCUUUCCGAGGCGGCGCUCGCGCUGGCGCGCUCGGCGGCGCAGUUCUCCUUCAAGCGCGCGCGCUCGAGGCCGCACGUGCUGCAGCAGGCCCGCCCGCUCGAGCCGGCCGAGUGCCUCGCGGGCCGCCUCCUGCGGCCGGCGCCGCUCUCGGCCAACACCAACUGCGUGCUCGAGGGCGUCGACCGGAGCGCGGACGGCUCGCUGCGCCUCUACACGCGCAACGCCGAGACGGACGUGCUGCAGAUCAUCCUGCGCCGCAUGGUCAGCUGCCAGCGCGCCGAGACGAGCCUCACGGCCUACCUGCCGGAGCUGGAGCACCUCGGCGCAAACUCGAGCGGGCUGAACGCCGUCUCGGGCGCGGCGCACACGAUGCUCGCGAUCCUGCUCGUGCGGCAGAGCGUGCUCUGCCUCCUCUCCGACAUCCAGUGCCUCAAGGAGUCGGACGAGGACGCCACCUCCGCCUUCAGCCUCGAGCAGCUCGGCCGGCCGCGCGAGCUGCUCGACCUGCUCAAGCUCGCGUACCACUCGUCGGGCCACUCGUCGGUCGGCGGCGGCUCCGCCGGCUCGAUCGCCUUCUCGCGGCUGUGGGGCAUGAUCGAGGGCCUGAUGCGGGGCGGCCGCGACGCCGCUUUAUUGCCCGGCCCUUUCAAGGCGCUGCCGCUGCUGCUGCGCGACGACGCGCUCGGCCACCUUCGCCGCGAGAAGAAUGGCAUCGCCACGCUGCAGUCGCCGCACCCGCUGGAGGGCACGCGCAUGCAGAGCAAGCACCGGCUCUUCGUCGACGGCGCCUCGAGCCUGCUCCUCAAGCUCGACCGCCGCUCCGAGCUCAACGGCACCGCGCACAUCCUCUUCAGCACCGACGAGGACGGCACCGAGCUCGUCGGCCGGUGGCCCUCGCCGGGCGUGCCGUGGAAGGACGUGCGCGUGGAGGGCGACACGGUCUGGUGCCACCUCAAGGGGGAGGUGCAGGGCGGCAGCCGGCCGAGGCGGCCGCUGUGGGGCUUCCGCGUGCGCGCGUGCGUCGCGGGCUGGCGCAGCCCCGAGGGCGAGACGCAGGUGCUCGAGACGCCGCUCGCGUUUGCGUGGCAGCUGCUCGAGCUGCUAAGCGAGCACCGGCCGCUCGAGCUGCUCACGCAGCACACGUACAUCCGGCUCGUGCAGUACCUGCACGCGCGGUGCGCGCCGCACCUCACCAGCGCCGCCUCGGUGCUCCUCCGGCUGCUCAAGCUGCCGGCGAAGACGCUGUGCGACCUGGAGGGGCCCGACCCGCGGCUGAGCUGGCCGAUGCAGCACAUCACCGCGCUGGCGCUGCACGUCAACCAGUUCUUCGAGGCGCACCCGGGGCGGGCGAUGCGGGUGCCGCUGCAGAUCCAGCUCUACGCCGAGCUGGUGGCGCGCGCCGUCUCGCGCGGGCCCGAGGCGGGGCUCAAGCUGCCGCCGAGCGACUGGAUGCAGUCCAUGAGCGAGCUGAACUCGGCCUGCCGCUUCAUGCUGCGCGACGAGGGCGCCGACACCAUCUCGGACCUGCCCAACGUGUGGCUGCGCCAGCUCGAGGCGUCGGGGCUGGAGCUGAUGCUGCUCAACGAGCCGUGGAGCCUCGCCAAGUACACCACGCUGCUGCGCUUCGCCACGCAAAAGAUCGGCGGCCCCAAGGGCGAGCUCAUCGACCUCUCGCCAAAGAGCCUGCCCGCCCCGACGGAGGACGACGGGCCGGUGAUGGCGCAGUGCGACCAGGCGACGGUGCAGGUGCGCUUCGCGCUGCUCCAGCUCUUCAACCGCGUGCUCCUGCCCUGCUUUGGCGUCGCGUGGACGGGCGAGCCGCAGCUGGGGCACACGCUCGGUGCGGAGCUGUGCUCGCUGCGGCAGAUCAUCUUCACCGAGGUGAAGAACAGCGUGUGGGGCAUCACGAUGGACGCCACCAUCCCCUUCCGCCGCCCGGCCGCCAUCGCUGCCAACCCGCCCCCCACGGUGACGCUCAACCGGCGGCGCGCGCUCAAGGAGCGCGCGGACCGGCACGCAAAGACAAAACACUCGGUCUUUGUCCAGCUGCACAACCAGCUGCGCGCGGUGGAGCGCAAGGAGCUGAUGCGGCGCGAGCGCGCCUUCAAGGUCAAGUUCGCGGGCGAGGCGGCCGACGACUACGGCGGCCCCUAUCGCGAGGUCUUCACCGUCCUCGCCAGCGAGCUCGAGAACGAGGCGGUGCUGCCGCUGCUGCAGCUGAGCCCAAACGGCAAGCACAACCUGGGGUCGAACCGCGACCGCUUCAUCCUCAACCCGGGCGCGAGCUCGGCGGAGAGCCUGCAGUACUUCGAGCUCGUCGGCAUGAUGUUUGCCUUUGCGCUCAUGCAGAAGGAGACGGUGCUCACGCUGAGCCUCUGCUCAGUGGUCUGGAAGCAGCUUGUGCAGGAGCCGCUCGACACGCAGGACCUCGCCGGCUUCGACGAGUCGGUGAUGAACUCGCUCGAGCAGAUCGAGCACAUCGACCGCGAGGGCGUCGACGAGGACCUCUUCUCCGACCUAAUCUUCGAGGUCUUCACCACCCAGCUCAGCCACGGCGUCGAGGUCCCGAUCUGCGAGGGCGGCGCCGACAUCGACGUAACGUGGAGCAACCGCAAGCACUACUGCGAGCUGGUGCGCAAGGCGCGGCUGGGGGAGAGCCGGCAGCAGGCGCAGGCGGUGCUCAAGGGCAUCAACUCGCUGCUGCCCUCCAACCUGCUGCCGCUCUUCACGCACCGCGAGAUCGAGCUCAUGGUCUGCGGCGCGCCCGACAUCGACCUGAGCAUCCUGCGGCAGCACACUCGGUACGGCGUCACGGUCGACCCCGACGACAGCCACAUCCGCAUCUUCUGGCAGGUGCUGAGCGAGUUCACCGCGCAGCAGCGCACGCUCUUCCUCAGCUUCAUCUGGUCGCGCACGCGGCUGCCGGCGACCGAGGAGGACUGGGACGACCAGUGCAUGAAGAUCCACACGCUCGAGUGCACGAGCCCCGACCUCCACCUGCCCGUCUCGCACACCUGCUUCUUCAGCAUGGAGUGGCCGCGCUACUCGAGCGUCGAGAUCGCAAAGGAGAAGCUGCUCUACGCGAUUGUCAACUGCGUCGACAUCGACGCCGACAACACGGCCGAGGGCAGGUCCAACAUGGCGAUGGGGCGCGACGACGAGCUGUGACGCAGGGGCGUCGGACCUCCCCGCACACCAUACACGCAGUGGUCGCUUGGUCCUUUGACACACGCGCUGUGGGCGCGGGACGUCGGUUCAGAGAGAUCCGGCACCGCGGGCCCCGGCGGCGGCGGCCGUGCGCAGGGCGCGGUGGGUGGUGCCCGGACGCCGGAGAGAAGACUGAGCAGGUCCAGAGAUACACACUACUGGGUCUCUCGAGGGGAGAGUCUAUCGAGAUACGCUCUCGCUACUCUCUUGAACUUGAUUGGAGCCCUUCCGUGGAUUGAGCAUUUCGACGAUUUUGUGUGGAGUAUAUUGAA